AUGUUGUUCGUGUCGGUGAUAACCGUGUCUUUGGGUGUCCUACUCGCAGCGAAAGAUGCAUCAAGUUUAAGUGUGGGGAGUCAGGUGAUGACUAAAUUCAGAAACCUAGACUUCUACUUUAAAUGUUGUGAAGGACAUGUUGUUAGACGUGUUGGCGGUGAUCACGCAAAAUGCUGUGGGAUACAUACUUACGACUCUCGUUUCUUCUUCUGCUACCGAAGACUUAUCUACCCACUCUGCGGCAAAUUGACCUACAAUCCAAUUACCCACAAAUGUUGUCAUGGAGUAGUAAACCCUCGAAUAGGCGGUCAAUACAGCACUUGUUGUUACACCAAGAGUUACGACGGCCGAGGAAACUUUUGUUACGAUAGGAAAGUGUACCCAAAGUGCCACGAUAGUGCUUACAACCCUCGGUCGUUUAUCUGUUGCGAUAACAAAAUCAGACCUCUCGUUGGUGGUCAAAGUACCAAAUGCUGUAAAGAUAAAAGUUACGACAGCGGAAGUUAUUUUUGCUUCAACCACUACAUUUAUCCAAAAUGCUUCAAGAAAAUAUACAAUCCUCUGACCUAUAUAUGCUGUCAGAACAACUUCUACAGUCGUCCCGGUGGUAAAUAUGCCAGAUGCUGUGAGAAGAAGGCCUAUGACUCUUCCACCAAUUUCUGUCACAGAGGAGCCAUUGUUCCUAAAUGCGGUAACAGAGUAUACGACCCUGAUCACUUCCUAUGCUGCAAUAGUAACCUAUGUCCUCAGUACGGAGUAAAACAAGGCAAAUGCUGCGGUGUAAAAAGCUAUGACUCACGCUACUUCUUCUGCUAUGGAAACAAGAUCCAAAAAAAGUGUGGCGGAAAUGCCUACAAUAUCCAGACGUCAUUCUGUUGUGGGAACCUCGUGGCACCUCGGGGUGGUUAUGGUCACUAUGCCAGCUGCUGUUACAAACGUCCAUAUAACUCACGCACCGACUUCUGUUUCAGCCAAAAGGUGUACGCAAAGUGUGACUUAUCACCUUAUAAUCCCACAAGGAGCCUUUGCUGCAACAAGCGGGUGGUUCCUAAGAUUGGUGGCAGCUUUACCGCCUGCUGCCUCACCAAAAGUUAUGAUACACGACAAUACUUCUGCCAUGGAGGUAGGAUUAUCUCCUUGUGUGGAAAGAAGCCUUAUAAUCCAGUUAGCCAAAUUUGUUGCAAUUCUGUGAUUGCUGCACGAACGGGUGGACUGCAAGCCAGGUGUUGUGGUAAAAGUAGCUACAACCAGCUGUCAGCUUUUUGCGUCGGCGAAGUUGUUCACAAUAAGUGUGGAAGAAGUCCUUACAACCCUACCCGUCAGCACUGCUGCAGUGGGAAGGUUGUUCCUCGAGUUGGCGGCAAGAACGCUAAGUGCUGUGGUGCACACAGCUACGAUCCCGUUUUAUACUUCUGCAGUAGUGGUCAUGUCUUCCUGAAGUGUAAAGCCACCAGCUAUAACCCCUCCACACACAUGUGCUGCGAGAAUUACGUGGUAUCCCGACUUGGUGGUGCUGCUGCACGGUGCUGUUCGCGGUACAGUUACAGUUCUCUGACCCACUUCUGCCACUCCGACAAGGUGUACGCUCUGUGUGGUAAGACUGAGUACAAUCCUUACAGCUUCAUUUGCUGCAAUGGACAAGUGACAUCGCGUGUAGGAGGCUCAAGGGCGAAGUGUUGUGCUCAUCUCAGCUAUGACGACAGCCGUUAUUUUUGUCUUCAAUCCAAAGUCUAUCCACUCUGUGAGAAGAAAAGCUACAACCCUGCUGUGACACUAUGUUGCCUUGGAAGUCAGCAGCCACGUAUUGGAGGACUGGCUGCUAAAUGCUGCGCUAAUGCCUCGUACGACUCUCGCAUAAACUUCUGUUACGACAAAGUCAUCUACGGUCGAUGCCAGCAGCAGCAGUACAACCCAGGGACAUAUCAGUGCUGCAAUAAAUACCUUGUCCAGCGCGCCGGUUCAACUUCACGUUGCUGUGGUCAAAAAAGCUACCACCCCGACAAGUUCUUCUGUAGUAAUUACAAAUUGUAUGCAUUGUGCGCCAACAGCCCAUAUGAUCCCCUCGGAGACCUUUGCUGUUCCGGUACUUCCAUUCCCCUCGGUAAAAUUCCCCUACGGUAUGCCAGUUGUUGUGGAAAAUCGGUCUACAAUACACAUUACGACUUCUGUUAUCGUGACGUAGUUUACCCCAAAUGCGGUGGCCAAGCCUAUAGUCCUACCACACAGUCCUGCUGUAACAAUAAAGUCCUUCAUUUGGUCGGCGGUCAAUACUCUAAGUGCUGCGGCUACGAGAACUACGACUCAAGGGACUACUUUUGCCAUAGUAACAAAACAGUCUUACACAAGUGUGGUGGUAAAAUAUACAACCCUUUAAGUGAACAAUGUUGUGGUGGGAAAAUUGGCCCUAGUUACGGUCUACGAGACUCCGACUGCUGCGGGACUCAAGCUUUCAAUUCCCGGAUGUCAUUUUGUUAUGGCGGCACAAUUUAUCAGCGCUGUAGUUACAAAACCUACGACCCUGCUGCCUUCUUAUGUUGCAACGGCGAAGUAGUAUUAAAGGAUGGAGGAAACAAAACCAAAUGCUGCGGGAAAAAGAGCUAUAACAGUGAGUUAUUCUUCUGCCAUAACGAGAAGAUCAUCUACCUAUGUGGAGGCAGCCCAUAUGAUCCUGUCAAGUCCACUUGCUGCAUUGGUACACUAACCAGCUAUGGACAGAUCCCUUCUACUUACGCAAAAUGCUGUGUCAACAGCCUGUACGACCACAGGACAUAUUUCUGUUACGGAGGAAAGAAGUACCAGAAAUGUGGCCAAGCCUCAUACGGUCCAGAUACCUCGCAGUGCUGCAAUGGAACAGUUGUUUUGAAAAAGGGAGGACUCCUCUCGAGAUGCUGUGGGAAAGAGAGUUAUAAUUCUUACUCACAUUUCUGCUUCCAGGGGAAGAUAAUACAAAAGUGUGGAAACAGCACUUAUGCACCUGAAUCUCACCUUUGCUGUGCUGGGAAUGUUCAACACCGCACUGGUGGAAACUACGCCCGAUGUUGUGCGUCCAACAGUUAUGAUAGCUCUAAGUCUUUCUGUUCCGGUGGGAAGAUCUACCCACGCUGCGGAGGCCAUGAAUACAACCCUAUCUCCUUCAUCUGCUGUGGAAACAUGCCCGUCACCCGCGAUGGUGGGCUUACAGCGCAAUGCUGUGGAGUGAAGAGUUUCGACUCCCGCUUUUACUUCUGCGAGAACAGCAAGAUCUACACGUUGUGCGAGAAGAAGAGGUAUGACACUUCGAAGUUUACAUGCUGUGAUAACCAUUUGAAUUCCCUUUUUACCCGCGGAAACAGCACAGAGUGCUGUGGAAAGAAAGCAUAUACCAAUACCCGCUCCUUCUGCACUAAAGGCCAAAUUGUUCCUUUUUGUAACAACGUUCGGUACGACUUAGACACCCAGAAGUGUUGUGCUGACACCGUGACACCAAAACUGGGAGGACAGCUUUCGAAAUGCUGCGGCAGAGAAAGCUACGACUCCAGUCAUUAUUUCUGUUACAACGACACCAUUACGUCACUGUGUGGUGGCAAAAAGCCCUACGAUCUUGUCCGCUCUUUGUGCUGUAACGGAACAGUUCAACAGCGAGUUAGUGGAAAAGACACAGCGUGUUGCGCCCAAUCCCCUUACAACUCCAAGACUCACUUUUGCAAUAAAAACCGUGUGUAUUCACUCUGUGGCGGCGUCCCUUAUGACCCUUACACUGGCAUCUGUUGUGGAUCAAAGCUAAACCCGCGGCCAAACGGAGCAUCCCUCGAGUGCUGCCUGGAAAGUGCAUAUGACCCAUCCAUUUUUGUCUGUCUCUGGGGAACGAAAAUAGCUCCGAAGUAUGACAAGAAGGCCUACUGAAAUUAUUGUUAUUCUCCACGAGAACUUUAGAAAGGGACACUCUCAUAUGAUAUUGAGUUUGUUUAUCUUUUAUUAUUUUUUUUCUGAUUAUAUGGUUGUGGCUUAUUUUAAAAAGAGAUUUUAAACAUUUAAAAGGCUUCGCAAAAGUUGGG
Stylophora pistillata is the source of this 4034-nucleotide messenger RNA. RefSeq lists its product as uncharacterized. The record is from RefSeq and is a predicted model, not a curated record. NCBI's taxonomy places the organism in Eukaryota, Metazoa, Cnidaria, Anthozoa, Scleractinia, Pocilloporidae.